GCAGCUCCACUUAACGGGGAGCUUUGCACCUCCGCUGGGUCACUGGGUCGGGGCGGGGACAGGUGGGCUCUCUGCUCUGAGCUCUUCGCUUUUGCUCUAGUCUAGGAAGAGAUCUUGAUCCUUCAUGGCUCCAAGGAAUGUAAAGGGAUGGUCCGCAGGACUCUGGGAGGGGCAGGGCAGGGUCGGGAGCUCUGUGGGUUAGUGGGGGGUGGGAAAAGGGGCCUUUGUCAUCACACAGGCUUGUCCCUGGGGUCCCCCAAGGGCCAACCUCCCCCAGACCUCGUGGUUAUCCUCACUUCACCAGGGACCAACCUAGGUAGGGGCCGGGGGGAUCUCAGAAAGGGCUUGGGAGCGGGAGGGUGGGGAGGUUUGAAAGCCGCCUCCCGCCACCCUAGACUGGUCCCUUACUCCCCGCCCCGCCCCCAGGGUUCCCCUAGGCAACCGCACAGCUACCCCUAACUCCGACUUAAUUCGCUCCGCGUGCUCAGAAUCGCAGAGAGGCCAUCUCCCAAACAAAGAAUCGGCCGCCGGCCCAGUGACCAUGGCCCAUUACAAGACCGAGCAGGAUGACUGGCUGAUUGUCUACCUGAAGUAUUUACUCUUUGUCUUUAACUUCUUCUUCUGGGUGGGAGGGGCAGCCGUCCUGGCCGUGGGCGUCUGGACUCUGGUGGAGAAGAGUGGCUACCUCAGCAUCCUGGCCUCCAGCACCUUUGCAGCCUCCGCCUACAUCCUCAUCUUCGCAGGCACUCUUGUCAUGGUGACUGGCUUUCUGGGCUUCGGUGCCAUCCUCCAGGAGCAGAAGGGCUGCCUUUCCACAUAUUUCUGCCUGUUGCUUGUCAUCUUCCUCGUUGAGCUGGUGGCAGGAAUCCUGGCCCACGUGUAUUACCAGAGGCUGAGCGACGAACUGAAGCAGCACUUGAACCAGACUCUGUUGGAGAACUAUGGGCAGCCAGGGGCUGCGGACAUCACCGCCUCGGUGGACCGUCUCCAGCAGGAUUUCAAGUGCUGCGGAAGCAACAGCUCUGCCGACUGGCAGCACAGCGUGUACAUCCUGUCAAGGGAGGCCAAGGGCCGCCGGGUGCCUGACAGCUGCUGCAAGACGGUGGUGGCACGCUGUGGCCAGCGGGCCCACCCCUCCAACAUCUACAAGGUGGAGGGAGGCUGCAUCACCAAGCUAGAGCAGUUCCUGGCCGACCACCUGUUGCUCAUGGGGGCGGUGGGCAUCGGGGUGGCCUGCCUGCAGAUCUGCGGAAUGGUUCUCACCUGCUGCUUGCACCAGAGGCUCCAGCGGCAUUUUUACUAACUGUCAACCACCUCCCCUUGCAAGGACACGUGCCCACAUUUGCCGGGCUUGCAGAGUUUAGUACCAGCUCGACCAGGGCCCCAGAUUCCCCUCCCCCUCCUCUGUGCCUUGCCUUUGCAAAUCCACCAAGUGCCUGCUCCUCUCAUCCAUGCAGGAUCCCUGCCCCACCCCUCCAUUUCUGAGCCUGCACAGCUGGAUCCUGGGCAGGGGGAUGUUCCUGCCAGAGGCUCUCACCAAGCACAGGACACAUGUGUACUACAGGAGGGAGAGAACUGGGCUCUGCUCCCUCCCAGCUCCUAAUCCUGGGGCCUCCCAGCCCUGCAUUCAGUGUUUGAUUCCCCAGGUGGUGCUUUAAAGCCUCAACUUGCCCUUCCCUCUGGGAAAUGCAUGAGCUGGGGCGGAAGACCUACCUGGCCCCUUGGCCUGCUCACUCCCCACACUGCCUCUCUCGGGAAGAGAAGCCUUGUCCUGCUGGCCCCGUCCUCUCCUGCAUGGCCUGGGGGUAGGGAGGCCUGAGGUGGGACCACCAUAGGCUGGAUGGAGCUGCCAGGGAAGGGAGGAAGGGACCAGGGGACAAGAUGAGGACACCAGCACCUGCUGCCCCAGAAGCAGAGCACCAUACCCCACCCUGUGGCCUUCCUGGGAGAAAUCCCCCUGGGAGACCAUAGCCCCAGGCCUCAGCCUCUAGUAAUAUGUCCCUCAGGGACCCCCUGUUCUGGGACCUGGUUUUUAGGAAUGCCGGGUUUUAAAACCAUCUUCAGCUCUUAAUGUUGAUGGAUAUAAAACUCCUCCCUUACUGGACAAAAUACAGCCCCUGCAAAGUUAGGGCACUGAGAAGGGGAAGCUCUGAGUGGAGAGUACCCCCCUGAACCUCACCUCCCCGGGGCCUGCUCUCCCUGACCACGUGGCCACCACCGUGUUGCUUCCAGGGAGUCCCACUCUGCUUCCCUUUCUUGCUUGUCUCAGAGUGGACACAGUGUCUUUUCCCUUUUGCAUCACUGAAUUACGCAAGGAAUCUUCAGAAAGAAUUUUCCCAAAUACUAAGAACAGAAAGAAAGUCUUAGAAAUAACAUACAUGCUGGCAGUUAUCUGAAGAAUGAGUAAAAAGACAACCAUAAGAAUCCCCUCAAUGGCCAUUACAAGGGGGCAGCUCAUAACACAAGAACCCCAGGCCCAGCUUCCAUACCUCCCAGGCCCUGCCUUUCCCCCAGGGGACCUGCCUACUUCCCCUACAGGGCGGUGGGUGGCACCUUUCCAUGCUGAUUUUCCAUGCUGAGGCCGAGAGAGCUCACACCUCCCUCCCCAUUCAAUCCUGUUCACAGCAAGAUGGGCCCAGCUCUUGCUGACCUGGGCUGGUCCUUCGGGAGGUCUUGUUCUCUCUCCCAUACACAGGAAUGCCUGACGAUCACUGACAUAGCCCUGAAAUGUCCAGAAGCUACAUCCUCAGAGCAGGAAGUACCCACAUGGACACGGGGAAGGCCAGCCUCUGGGGGAAUACUUACUACCUCCUCCAUUGGGGAUUCUCCAGGCCUGUCUGGAGCCUGGGAUGGUUUACUUCUGCCCAGAAGGCCCUGGGGUUACCAGUGGGAAUUCAUUAAAAGGAAGACCGCUUUCCCCGCAAGCCCAGACCACACCAUGGCUGAGAGAGAAGGUGUAACUUGUGAUUGUCUUUGCUAUUCUCCAGCCUCCAGGGAUUCGUGCAAUUAAUCAAAAACUGACCAUGACUCCACACGCAUCAAGUCUUACAGAGUGGAGGCUGAGAAAGGGAGAGGGGGCCAGGCUGGAGCUGAGUCUUCCUGCCCGGCACUGGGGAUGCUGUGGCCUUCCCUAUCUGCUCUAGCCGUGACAGACCUGUGCUCCGUACAUAGCCCAGGAGAGCUUGACCCAUCCUCCUGGCCCCAAGUGUUGGGUCAGGGUCAGUCUGACCGGGGCAGGAUUAGCUUUGCUUCUGCCACUGGGCAUUAUCCACACAGACUACCACAGGAUGGAGGGGCUGGUCCAAGCUGUAGAAAGUGGCAGAACAGCCUAGAGUUUCUUGGAAAUAAGACCUUGUUCAUGCCAACAGCCUGGGAGAUGAGUCAGGCUUAGAGGAAACAGAACCCCAGAACAGGUUCCGCCUAGGAGUGCACAGAGGCGGAGUUCAGAGCAGUGCCCAGGACAGUUCCUCCCAGGUCCCUGCUUGGGGGCUGUUACAGUCUUGAGUUCCUUGGAGAGAGAGAAGGGUAUGCCUGGGGAAAGUCACCAUCAGUCCUGUGUGGGCACAAGGCCUUGCACACCAGAGGUGAGCAAAGAAGUGUCAGGUGCUGGAUGCAUAUAGCUGUGGCCAGCACAUCUCAUCCGGGACACAUAAGUGUCUCCCCUAAGCUCUCAAGGGCAGACACAGAGUGUGGCAUGUCCCUGAGUCCCCCGGCUGACGUGUGUUAGGGGAGGGGCAGGAGGGGAUGAAAUGUCUAUGCUCCCCCACCCCGCUCCCUGACAGCGCCCGGACCCCAGGAGCUCCCCAGGCAUACCCACAGGGAGGCAGAUAUGCCAGGGAGUCCUUGCGUUCACGGCGGGCCUGCCAGGCACUCAGAGUGUGUUAAUCACCGUAAACACAUUACCUCGCAUUGCCCCAAUAAUUUCCUCAUCCCAUUUCACAGAUAAGAAAAUUCAGGCUCAGCCAAAUUAAGAGACGUGCUAGGAGUGUCAGGCGUAAUGACUGUUGCCCUACAACCCCCAGCCAGGGGAGGGGUGCAGGAAAGCUGGGCUGGGUGCCCCUCUCCUAGCAUCCCACAGCAUCCACCUCUGUAACGAGCUGUCAUCAGGCUGACAUUCAGGAACAGUGCCACUCAGGGGCAUGUCACACGGCAGCACCCUCUGCACCCUCUCCCAGGUGGAACAGAAUCCUAAGUCUCAGCCCAGCACCAGCUGCCCGUACAUGCACCAUCAGUGCAGAAGCCUGGCAUUUUUCAGGCUAGCAGCCAGGCCUCCUGGUGGGGGUGCUCAAGCAGCAGGCUGAGGGGCCAUGGCACCUCAGGUGCCAAUGUUGACCCCAAAGUGAGAGCAGGGACUGCCCCCAGCUCUCAGAGCCUUCACACAGGGUGUGGAACCUCAUGCCUCAUUUGGGGGCUUGGGAAAUCCUCAGGCCACACCCAUUCCCAGAGACACCCUGGGGAGGGAGGGGCACCCUGUGGUACUGAUGUGACCUCCUCUCCUGCCUCUUUCUCUUUUUUCCUGUCCCCUGAAUAGAGCACCUGCUGUUGCUGGGGCUUCAGGGUGGAUACUGUGUGAUGUCUCAGGGAUCUCACUGUGGGUGGCCACGGACAUUUAGAUCCAGCGGGGCCCAGCAUGGCCCUGGAGCAUAAGAUAGGUCCCUGUGACGUGCCCCAGGACCCUCCUGCCCUCUGCCACUCAGGACCGCAAUUCGAGGUUUUGAGGCAGGGGGACAGAAAGUCGCAACAGUUUCUGCCAUCACUAUCCACCCCUUACCCUUCCUAGAAAAUACUCUGGACUCACUGGCCCCUCUGGGCCUGAGGAGGGGAAAGCAGUUUGGCCCCCUACAGAGAAAAUUGGGUCUUUUCACAUUGCCGCUGGGUAGUGCCCACCAAGGACAUGGAGUUCAAGUGCGUGAACCAGUGGUUCUCAAACAUAAGUGAGAGUCAGAAUCACCUGGGGCUCCUCAAAACAGGUGGCCACCCGUGUCCCCCAGAUUUUCUAAUCAGGAGAGGCAUAGCCAAUAAUUCAAAAUGCUAACAAGUCCCACAGGUGUCGCUGCUGCCGCCGCUGCUGGCUCAAGAAUCACACUUUGAACACCACUGCUUUAGAUUACAUGAUAAAGGACACUGCCACCUCUACAGGUACAAACCUCAGAAAUCAAACCCUGAGUCAUCCAACAACCUGAGAGCAUCCCCACUUGAUGCACUGUGAGGGGGUAGGGCAUGCCACUGUGUCAGCUCACAGCCAGGGGUGCCUGCCGCAAUGCCUGGUCCCCUCCUGGAAGCCGAGACAUUGUACGCCCCAGCCCCGUUUUCCCACCAUCAUCUGCGUGCCUUGAGAGAGCCCGGCUGCGCCUGGUUACUCCCUUUGCCUGUUGUGCGCACAGUCCCGGCCCUGUGCCCCGUGCCUAGCGUAACCCUGGUGCACAUGCCACUAGUCAUUCCAAGCAGCUGGACGUCCGUGAGGCCUGAUAACCUCCUGAAACCAGCUGGCCCUUCCCUGGGGGCCUCACAAUAUUCUAGAAACAGAAAAGAUGCCUUAACCAGCCUAUAGGGAAACUGCUCCAGUUGUAAACAUGCUUCCUUAGCAGGCCUUGUUGCAAGCCCAGCUUCACAUGCCAGGGGGCAUGAUAAUAAAGGAAUUGCACCCAGGA
This is a messenger RNA of Nycticebus coucang (slow loris), 5651 nucleotides long. It is a transcript of the gene TSPAN11, whose product is annotated as tetraspanin 11. The record is from RefSeq and is a predicted model, not a curated record. Lineage: Eukaryota; Metazoa; Chordata; Mammalia; Primates; Lorisidae. The coding region runs from base 542 to 1303 and encodes 253 amino acids. The transcript is spliced from 8 exons. Gene Ontology annotation, cellular component: membrane.